Cuscuta europaea is the source of this 1185-nucleotide messenger RNA. NCBI's taxonomy places the organism in Eukaryota, Viridiplantae, Streptophyta, Magnoliopsida, Solanales, Convolvulaceae. The record is from the annotation of a GenBank genome assembly.
AAAGACUUCACUUUCAUAUAAUUGUCCGAAGUAUCACAUGUUUUAUGAAACAUUAACAAAAAUUAACAAAAAUAUUAUGAACGUAGUUAUGAUCCUUCACGUUGUUCAUCUUGACUUUUAUCAACAUAGAAGACGGAGAAAGGGUUUUAAAUUUGAAAAGUGAAAACCACUGGGAAAAAAAGUGCAAGGAAGUUUUGGAACAUGCUUGGGAUGGGGAUGUCAAUUCUUGUUUUUUUUUUUUACAAUUCUGUCAAACAACGUGGGAGGCACAAUUCUAUGAAAGGCUUGAGGGACCAAUCGGGUAGAUGGGUUUCCGAGAGAGGGGAGUUGAAUCAAAUGAUUGUACAAUAUUUCUCGAGGAGAGAAUCAUUCAAAGAAUUGAGGAGUGGAAUGCACGGCUCCUUCCUAAAGCGGGGCAUGAAGUUCUUCUAAAGACGGUCAUUCAAGCAUUAACCCAAUAUGCGACGAAUGGUUUUUUCUUCCCAAAGGAAUUGUGCGGUGAAGCUAUCUGGGAAGCUUGGAGAGAGACAAAGACAGUUGCUUUUGAGUGUGCAGCUCCGAAAAAGAAACAAAGAUGGAAAGCGCCAGGGACGGGGUGUGUAGAGCUAAAUGUAGAUGCCGCGGUAGAGGUUUCCGUUUUAAAUCGAGGAUUCAGAAUGGUAGUCCGAGAUGAGAACGCCUCAUGUGUUGCAGUUAGAAGCCAACCUUGGAGGAGAAGUUUUCUGGCACGGGAUGCUGAAGCAUUAGCCAUUACGGAGGCGUUGCUAUGGGCACGUCAACAUGGAUGGUUGAACAUUGUUAUCGAGUCCGAUGCUAAACAAGUUGUUCAUGAUAUCAGUUUCUACCACCACAUCCGGUCGAACUGAAAUAAAAAUAAGCACCGCACCGUAAAGGGAAAAACAAUACGAAAAUAAAAAAAUUCCCCAAAUUACUUCCUCGUAGGGAGGUGUUUCCGAAAAAGGGCGAACUGUUGUAGGAUGAUAGAAGAGAAUUUCAAACAUUCCAACCUUAAAUGAUAUAUUUUAUGUUGAAUUGAAAAAAUUCACUUUUAUCUAUUUAGUUUUGGUGAAAUCCAUACCAAUAAUCUGUACUUGUAGUGAUUCUACAAUAAUAAUCUCUACUCAAAAAGUCAAUACAAAUAAGUCAAACUCGUAAACACAUCUACAUAAAUAGAUUAAACUUUCC